AUAAAGGAGGUUAAGAUGUUGGGUUCUUCCUUUUUUUAAGGAAAGAUAACAGUAGAGGGAAAAAAAAAAAAGGAAAUUAAGAGAGGGUUUAUAAAAACACUAGAGAAAAUUGAUGGAGGAACAUCUCAGCCCAUUAGCUGUUACUCAUCUCCUUCAACACACACUAAGAAGCUUGUGCAUUCAUGAGAACUCUCAGUGGGUUUAUGCAGUCUUUUGGAGGAUCUUACCUAGAAAUUAUCCACCUCCCAAAUGGGAUGGUCAAGGAGGUUAUGACAGGUCAAGAGGAAACAGGAGGAACUGGAUAUUGGUUUGGGAAGAUGGUUUCUGCAACUUUGCUGCCUCAGCAGCUGAAAUCAACUCCGGAGACUGUCCUGGGUCCUCAGUGUAUGGCAGUUGUGAGUUUCAACACUAUCAAGGACUGCAACCAGAGCUUUUCUUUAAGAUGUCCCACGAAAUCUACAACUAUGGAGAAGGUUUGAUAGGAAAAGUGGCUGCAGAUCACAGUCACAAGUCGAUAUACAAAGAACCAAAUGACCAGGAAAUCAACUUCUUGUCAGCAUGGCAUAACUCUGCAGACUCACAUCCUAGGACAUGGGAAGCACAGUUCCAGGCCGGUGUAAAGACCAUAGCGUUGAUUGCAGUUAGAGAAGGUGUCGUCCAAUUAGGAGCUGUUCACAAGGUAAUUGAAGACCUGAAUUAUGUAGUUCUACUACGAAAGAAAUUCAGCUACAUAGCAAGCAUUCCCGGAGUACUAUUGCCCCACCCAUCAUCUUCUCCAUACCCUUUUAAAGAAGAUGGGUAUGGCACACCAGAAGCAUGGCACUUCCCUGCUGGGACACUUGCACCACUUGCUGAAUUCUAUGACCACUUCAAUCAGCCAAUGAAAAUAACUCCUUCCAUGAGCAGCCUUGAAGCCCUUCUCUCCAAGCUCCCAUCAGUGGUGCCACCUCAAGCUUCCGGGUAUUGCGAGUCACAGCCACUGUCACAGUCACCGUUCUUAUCAUCACAAAGACCUGUAGAAUACAUUGGAAUGGAGAAAGUGGCAAAAGAAGAAAUUGAUGAAGAGUACAGGCCUGAGCAGGAUAUGGGUGAAAGUAGCAGCUCCAUUUCUGCAUAUCGUCGUCAACAGUAUUUCCAUCACCACCAAGAUCUGAAUGUAAGAAGCGGCAGGCCUAACAAUGGAUUUUGAUAUACGAAUGAUACAUGGAGUAUCACAUAUACGCCUAGUCCCAUAAGUAGAUUAUGCAGAGAUCAGCUUAUUGAUUUCUCUAGCGUUCCAGUUAGCGAUCCUUUUCGCUUUGUAUCAUUGGGGUGUUAAUUUCUACUACAGUAUAAGCUUUUAUUUAGCAGCCUCUUUAGCUAUUGAAGAUGUCUUUAAUUAGCCCUAGAUUCCUAGAUAGUAUAUACUAUCAAUCAUUAAUCUAUAAUGAAUCUUCAU
Molecule: messenger RNA, 1438 nt
Organism: Durio zibethinus
Lineage: Eukaryota; Viridiplantae; Streptophyta; Magnoliopsida; Malvales; Malvaceae
Product: protein RICE SALT SENSITIVE 3-like
Source: RefSeq, a predicted model, not a curated record